AUGAUCUCAGGUCAAAAUGCAGAAUAUUCUUCACUUGCAAGUUGUGGUUGCUGUCCAUCACCAGGAUGUUCUGCUAAAGCAAUGCCUUGCUCAUCGAAUGGUGACUGUGAAUGUCUUCUAAUGACAAUGACCGGUAGUGGAAUGUGUGCUGACACAAUUAUAUCCUGUUCUAACUUAACUCGUUGUGAACGUGAUAAUGAAACUUGUUUGACACUCAAUACAGUUUGUGUUAAUAAUACUCGUUGCAAUGUACCAGUGUGCUAUCCAAUCGAACGUGCUUCUUUCAUAGUAUGCCCAUCACUAAAUUCAAGAUAUUCGUCUACUACUCCUUCCAGUAAGAUAUUUCAUAUUUUAUUUUAUUUUUCAAUAUGUGUGACUUUUAUAAAAUCAACAGAUAGUAUCUCAUCGGCUGGUUCAACAAGUAGCACCUCAUCAAGUAGUACAACAAGCAGAAGCACAUCAAUUUCAACAAGUAGCACAUCAUUGACUAGUAGUACAACAAGCAGAAGUACAUCAACUUUAAUAAGUAGCACCACAUCGACUAGUAGUACAUCAAGGACAACAUUAAGUGCAAACGGAUCAGGUAAUAGUUCGUUCCUCAUUAAAGGGUAUAAUUCAAUUAUCUGUAAUACACAUAUAAAAAUGAAACAUCGACAAUUUUUGAAAGAACAACUCUAG
This is a messenger RNA of Rotaria sp. Silwood2, 678 nucleotides long. NCBI's taxonomy places the organism in Eukaryota, Metazoa, Rotifera, Eurotatoria, Philodinida, Philodinidae. The record is from the annotation of a GenBank genome assembly.